Molecule: messenger RNA, 603 nt
Organism: Metschnikowia bicuspidata var. bicuspidata NRRL YB-4993
Lineage: Eukaryota; Fungi; Ascomycota; Pichiomycetes; Serinales; Metschnikowiaceae
Gene: RPL17B
Product: 60S ribosomal protein uL22
Exons: 1
Coding region: 1-561 (186 amino acids)
Biological process (GO): cytoplasmic translation
Cellular component (GO): ribosome; cytosolic large ribosomal subunit
Molecular function (GO): structural constituent of ribosome
Source: RefSeq, a predicted model, not a curated record
AUGGUUCGUUACGCUGCUACCCCAGUCAACCCAGCCAAGUCUGCCUCUGCUCGCGGUGCUUACUUGAGAGUGUCUUUCAAGAACACCAGGGAGACCGCCCAGGCCAUCAACGGAUGGAACUUGGAGAAGGCCCAGAAAUACUUGUCUGAUGUCUUGGACCACCAGAGAGCCAUUCCUUUCAGAAGAUUCAACCACUCCAUUGGUAGAACCGCUCAAGCUAAGGAGUGGGGUGUGCAAAAGGCCAGAUGGCCCACCAAGUCCGUCAACUACGUCAAGGACUUGUUGCAAAACGCCCAAUCCAACGCCGAGGCCAAGGGUUUGGACGUGUCCAAGUUGAAGAUCUCGCACAUCCAGGUCAACCAGGCUCCUAAGCAAAGAAGAAGAACCUACAGAGCCCACGGUAGAGUCAACGCUUACCAAUCCUCUCCAUCGCACAUUGAGCUUAUUGUCACUGAGGAGGAGGAGCAGGUUGCCAAGGCCGAGGACAACAAGAAGGUCAGAUUGAACUCCAGACAAAAGGGUAGAUUGGCCCACCAAAAGCGUAUUGCUGCCUCUGCUUAAUUUAGUUCAUAUAUAAGGUAAUAUAACAUAUCAUGUGACCGG